AUGAAUAUUGAAGUUCUCUCUAAAGAGACAAUCAAAGCAUCAUCUCCAACACCCAAACACCUCAGAAACCUUAAACUCUCUUUCUUAGACCAACUUGCAAGUCGAACUUAUGUCCCCACCAUAUUCUUCUAUGAUCAUGCUGCUGAUACCAAUUCACACGGUAAUGAUGAUCAUUUGGAAAGAUCAAACCAGCUCAAGAAGUCUCUAGGAGAAUGCUUGAGUCGCUAUUACCCGUUGGCGGGGACAAUCCGGGAAGAUUUCUCAGUUGACUGCAACAAUGAAGGUGCCAAGUAUAUUGAAGCCCGGGUGCGCUGCAAGCUUUCUGAAUCUAUUGGGAAACCGAAUGUGGAGUUGUUCAACCAGUUGCUACCAUUUGAUCCAUAUGGUAAUGUGAUUGGAUGUAGAGAAGCACUCGUAGGCGUUCAAUUCAAUAUAUUUGAUUGCGGAGGAGUGGCAAUUGGUGUGUGUGUUUCACACAAGAUCGCUGAUGCUGCUUCUGUGGCUACAUUUGUUAACGCUUGGGCAACUAUUUCCAGAGGUUUUUGUAGCAGUGAAGCUGAUGAUGAGGAACAACAUCCCAUUUUCAACGCAGCAAUGCUAUUCCCACCGAGAGAUAUGCCAGGAUUGAAGCGCGAGACAGAGACGAGAAAUGAGAAGAUCGUGACCAAAAUGUUUGUGUUUGACAAACUUAACAUUGUUGCCCUCAAAGAAUGUGCAUCAUCAUCUUGUGUCGGUGUGCUAAAGUACUCUCCAACUAGCGUUCAGACGUGCGUUGCAGUUCAUGUAGUGAACUUGCGGGACAAGAUGGUACCACCAUUGCCGAAUCAUGUCUUUGGAAAUCUUUGGCAAACUGUAAUGGCACCAACAAUGGUAGAUGGCGACAAAGAUUUAGGUGCCUUGGCAAGCUUGAUAGGGAGUGCUGUAAGGGAAAUCAAUGACGACCAUGUGAGAAGGGUAAAAGUGGAUGAUGGUAAUUCUAUGCGUUCAUCCAAAAACAUGCGUGAACUAUAUUUAAAGGGUGAGAUAGAGGCCCUUGGCUUCAGUAGUUGGUGUGGAUUUCCCUUUUAUGAGGUUGAUUUUGGGUGGGGCAAGCCUACAUGGGUGUGCACUCCCAAUAGUCCCUAUAAAAAUUUCACUAUUUUGAUGAACACCAAACAAGGGGAUGGAAUUGAGGCAUGGGUGAACCUGUUGGAAGAAGACAUGGCUAUCUUCGAACGUGACCUAGACCUACUCUCAUUUGUUUCCUCCGUACACUAG
This is a messenger RNA of Cornus florida, 1257 nucleotides long. Its product is annotated as stemmadenine O-acetyltransferase-like. Bases 1 to 1257 code for a protein of 418 amino acids. NCBI's taxonomy places the organism in Eukaryota, Viridiplantae, Streptophyta, Magnoliopsida, Cornales, Cornaceae. The transcript is spliced from 2 exons. The record is from RefSeq and is a predicted model, not a curated record.